UCAGGGGAGGAGUCGGUCUCUUUUUAAUUGUUGGCCUAUUCUUUUCUCGUAUCCUGGGCUAAACGGUGGAGUCUUUUUAACCACAUAAUCCUUUAAUCUUACAAAAGUUCGCACAUCCGUUUUGAACUAUAUUAGAAUUAUCUUUCAUUUCAUGCAGGAUAAUAUAUAUAAUCUAAUAAUUCUAAUGACUUUUCAUACACACAAAAGUCUAGAUUUUUUCAUGCAUUCAAAUGCAUCCUAAAUAAUGUUCGGACGUUAGCCCUCAUCAUUUUCAUAAGGACUCGCUCAAAACCAAUCUUUCCUACCAAGGACUAAAAACCAAUCCUCCACAUCACCAUCUCAUAUUAACCCAUCAUCUUGCACUCACAGGACACCAUGACAUAUCUCCUUGAUUCUCUCUUUACAUUUUGUCUCUUAUAAUCCCUCCUUAAAAAAAACAAAACAAAAAAUAGGAAAGUGGUCACCACUUUACCAACCUUCAUUGUAUAUCCUAUCUCCCAACCUUUGUUGUUCUCAAACUUCUCUCAUCCAUGCAAAGAACCAAGGAUGGUAGGCCAUUGUUGAGCAACCACCCUUUCUCAAUACGGCAAUGUCUUUGCCGACACCGGACAUAAACACAACGCCGGCCGCACCGUACAACACACCACCAGCACUGAUAGCGUUCACCAUUGCCAUCCUUGUCCUCUGCUUCGUGGCUUUUAGCAUUAUCUAUUUGUGCAAGUAUUAUUUUGUAAGCGUUAUCCACACUUGGGCGUUUCAACGCACUGCCUCAGGUACCCUCAAUCGUGUUUCACCAAAUAGGUCUCCACCUAGAGGCCUUGAUCCUUCAUUGCUGCAAGUGUUCCCCACCUUUCUCUAUUCCUCCGUGAAGGACCUCCGAAAGGAAAAGUAUAGCCUUGAAUGCGCCAUUUGCUUGCUCGAAUUCGAAGAUGAUAGCAUGCUUCGCCUCUUGACCUUUUGCUGCCAUGUCUUCCACCAAGAAUGCAUUGACCUUUGGCUUAGUUCCCACAAGACAUGCCCCGUUUGUCGAACGGAACUUGAUUCACCAACAGAACAAAUGCGAAAAUCCUGUGAGUGUCAUCAUGUAGAAGGCAGCAUGGUGUCCUUAACCAGUGAUCAUGACAUAAGCAUUAAUGUUAGAGAAGGGGAAGGUGAUGGUGUGAGUGCUGGAGAUCAAAGACAAGAACAAGAACAUGAACAUGAACAUGAACAUGAACGUUAUUGCAAUCACCCGGUUUCUGUUAGUAUUAGUCCGCAGCAAGAGCAAGAAGAAAACUUUAUUACAAGGUCACACUCAACGGGACAUUCUAUAGUUAUGAUUAGAGGAGGAGGAGGAGAAGAAGAAAAAGAUUAUGAUAAAUAUACUUUGAGAUUGCCGGAACAUGUUAUAAGAUCAGGAGGGCACAAUUACACAAGGAGUUGUAAAAGUUAUCAGGAAAUCACAAGGCCUGCACCUUGUUGUAAUCGUGGCUUUGUUACCCAAAAAUCUUGAAGCAUGUUCUUUUUAUCAUUCUUUAGAUUCUUUUUUUUUCUCUUUUUUUUUAAAUCUUUUGCUUUUUAAAAUUUCAC
Messenger RNA from Gastrolobium bilobum, 1569 nucleotides. RefSeq names its product RING-H2 finger protein ATL29-like. The coding region runs from base 590 to 1492 and encodes 300 amino acids. The transcript has a single exon. Lineage: Eukaryota; Viridiplantae; Streptophyta; Magnoliopsida; Fabales; Fabaceae. Gene Ontology annotation, molecular function: zinc ion binding. The record is from RefSeq and is a predicted model, not a curated record.